Molecule: messenger RNA, 3407 nt
Organism: Cheilinus undulatus (humphead wrasse)
Lineage: Eukaryota; Metazoa; Chordata; Actinopteri; Labriformes; Labridae
Product: nuclear receptor coactivator 7
Exons: 16
Coding region: 223-2571 (782 amino acids)
Biological process (GO): response to oxidative stress; regulation of transcription by RNA polymerase II
Cellular component (GO): nucleus
Source: RefSeq, a predicted model, not a curated record
CUUGAAUAUUGAACUUGUUACCGUUGUCUGCAGUGAUAUCAUAACACUGCAAUAUGAAGACGCGCUCAUAUGACCGCCACCCGUCUCCAUCUCUGGGAUAGACUCAGGUUCUGUGACCAGGGCAAAAGGCUGACAUGGGGCAUAAACGUAGGAGGAAGGACGCCAGCUGAACCCAUGAUCCCUCUGCCAGCGUCAGACCUAAGAAGGAAGUAAAAAAAUAAAAUGGCUCAGUCUGUGAGGAGGCCUGAGACUCUGGGACACAUGGAUCAUGAUCCCCAAAGGGACAAGACCAGGACCAGCUACUUUGGCAAUGUCAAGACCAGGCUGGGUUCUAAGCUCCCUCCUGGCGUCACUCAGCCUCCACAGUUCACUAAACGACCCUGGGAGACUCAACCUCAGGCCCGAGCCAUGCAGGAGCCCACAGCCUGCCGUAGCCAGCUUCAGCAGCAGAGUCAACCCCUCAUCGGCCGUCCCCUCGACCACAUCCCUCACAUCAGAAACCCCAAACUGCGACAGUACUAUCUGCAAGGGACUUCACUGGAUCUAAACAAUACUGCAGUGAAGCAGGAGCACAUGGCAGGGCCGUCAGAUGACAGAGCAGGCAGCAGGGGUCCCCCUGGGGACACCGUAUUCAGCGUCUCAUCUCAGUUCAGCAGUAACGGGACAUCUUCAGCUGAAGAGGACAAGAUGGGUCACAAUUCCUCCUUAAAUGUUGUGUCCUUUUCUUCUACUCUCAUCCCCAGAGAGCAGCUGGUCGUCCCGAAGGGAAAAAACACUUCAACCGAUGGAGGAUCGUCUAAACCGGAGCUGCACUCUCACUCUGAACCCCACCUGAAGACAGACAAGGAGGCGGACCCCGAGUCUGUGGAGACCCUCUCUGCUCAGCCUCAGUCCCCUUCACCGGAGGCGGAGUAUGACAAACUACUGGACGUGGAGGCUGUGCCGAUGCCUGACGGUCAGCUCUGCUUAUUGGCUCUCCCACCAGAAUGCUGUCAGGGAGAGGGUCCAGAGGCCAUGCAGUACCUCAAACUGUUCUGUCGCUACAUUACAGACCGUAAGGGUGUGGUUUCAGGUAUCCUGCUGGUGACUCCGAAUAAAAUCUUCUUUGACCCGUGUAAGACUCAUCCUCUGGUGAAGGAGCACGGCUGUGAGGAGUACCUCCUCUCCUGCUCUGUUGAUAGCCUGGCUUCUGUCUCCUUCUUCUCUGACAUCUCACAUGUCUACUUCAGCAAGUCCCAGCAGAGGAGAAAAGGAAAGAAAAUUUUCCAGAAGUUGAAAUCUGCAAGAAGGCGAGCAGGAGGCCCCUCAAACCAAAAGGGGGACUCGACCCAGGCUCUGGUCUCUGUGGCUCCGUCUGAUUUGUCCGGUUUGGCUCUGAGCCUGACCAAGGAGGUUUCUGUGGAGGAAGAAGAGGAGGAGGAGGCAGAGAGCAGAGACAUGGCUGAGGCUGAGGGGGAGCUGGAUAAAAGCCCACCAGAGGGGCUGCUAGAGGAGCCAACAGGAGUUCUUGGAGUGGCUGUCCUGAGCAGUGCUGCCACCUUCUGCUGUGGAGGUCAAGAAGCUGAGAGGAGGGGGAAGAUGGAGCAGCGGAGCAGAGAUGACAGAGAGAAAUCAUCAGUGAAGAGCCAAACUGCAGUGCCUUGCAGGUUGACAGCAGGAAGUUCAGGGAGUGUGAUGUUUGUGCGGCUGCGGGUUCAGCCGACUGCAGGGAAGAAAAAGGCUGGCGGGGGUCUUCAGCUUGGAGCAGCCAAAACUUCACCUAGAAGGGAGGCCUGGCUUGCUCUUUCACAAGAAAGCGCUGACGAGCUGUACGCCUACCUGUCUCACUGUCGGCCAGACCUGUGCAUACUAGAGGGGGGAGAGGAGGGUGGGGAGGCGGACCGGGAUGAAGAGGGGUUCGUGCUCAUAGAGGACAGAGAGGAAGAAGAGGAGGAGGAUAAUGAGAAGGAGGAAGAGGUUUUUCAGAGGCACCGCAGCACCGGGGACGACUGGGAGAUGGUGUUGAUGGAGGACAGCGGGGAAAGGCCGACCCUCAUCGUAGACAGGGAUCCAGAGGGACUACUGAAUAUUGUAGAGAGCAGCAAUGUUUUAGAGGCUUCACAUGUCCAAGAGCUGUGUAAGGAGCUUCCUGCUCGAACAGUCGGCCACACCUGGCAGCUGGCUUACAGUACAUCCCGCCAUGGCGCCAGCCUCAAAUCCCUCUACAGAAAACUCAGCUCCACAGACUCCCCCGUGCUUGUAGUCAUUAAAGAUGCUCUGGAUGAGAUAUUUGGGGCCUUCCUCUCUCACCCUCUGAGGCCCAGUGAGACGUUCUACGGUACGGGUGAAACCUUCCUCUUCAUGCUGCAUCCUCGAUUCAAGUGCUUCAGAUGGACGGGAGAAAACUCCUUUUUCAUCAAAGGAGACCUGGACUCGUUUGCCAUUGGUGGAGGAAGUGGUCACUUUGGUCUGUGGGUAGAUGAGAAUCUGUACCUGGGUCGCAGCAGCCCCUGCUACACCUUCAAUAACUGCUGCCUCGCUGAAACCGACGACUUUCGAGUCAUGGAGCUGGAAGUGUGGACAUUCAGCUGAGGAGACUGAGCGGACUCUCUUUGACUCGUCUUUAUCAAGACAGCAUUUAUUACCCCGAACACAGCCGCUCACUCAUUUCACGGCAACAUCCAUGUAAAGACAAAAACUGCAGGACUCAUCCGCCUGACUGAGUGCUUUGGACUUAAGUGAACUGAACGAUGCUCAGAGUCCCUGAAUGGUGAGGUUUAAUGGCUGGCUGUGUCAUUAUUGACUCAUUCCUGUGGGUUUGGCAGACAGACAGAGUUCUGCAGAGCCCAGAGGACCUGAACUGUUAUGAAACUGGAUUCCUUGAAUUCUAACUGUUGAAUGGAGUUGGUUACAAGCCUCAGAGACUGCACUUUUAAUGUGAAUCAGUAAAUCCAUGAUAUCAUCAUUUAUAAUGCAAACACGACACACUAACCUCUAAGGUAAUGCAUGUCCCCUUUUCACACAGCUGUGCUUGUUUUAUCCUGAAAGUUUCAAAGACACUUUAGUCUCCUUAACAGCAGAUUUUUGCAGGUCACAGAUCCAUAAAUAUUCCAUAGAGGGCAAUCAUGUUUAGAUUAUCAUAAAGUGUCAGAAAUACACGAUAGUGCUGAAAUAAGACCACGUGGAGCGUCUCAUCUUAAGAACAUCUGUUCUCACAAAGGAUCUUUGACCAUCACUCAUGGCUAUUUCAGACUCUGAGAGCUUACUCAUACUUCACCAUGGUUUCUGAACACAAAUAUCUGUAUCAAAUUAAACCCAACAGUAUUGUCCUCUCACUCCAGAAGUCUGUUCUACUUUGCUCAUGUGGAGCAGCGUUCGUCUGUCUGUUCAGUUAAAAACAAGAAUAAAACGGCACAAAGUGCAAACAG